Perkinsus marinus ATCC 50983 is the source of this 390-nucleotide messenger RNA. RefSeq lists its product as hypothetical. The annotation marks the transcript as partial. The record is from RefSeq and is a predicted model, not a curated record. NCBI's taxonomy places the organism in Eukaryota, Perkinsozoa, Perkinsida, Perkinsidae. The transcript has 2 exons.
GUCCGGCCAUCAGCCUGGGAUGACAAAAGACAUUCAGUUAUCAGCUGGGGUCGCUAUGCCAUCUUGUAUCUUGUGUGGCCUGAGCUCAAGCCAUCAGUCUGGGAUGACAAGAGACAUUCAGUCCGGCCAUCAGCCUGGGAUGACAAACGACAUUCAGUUAUCAGUUGGGGUCGCUAUGCCAUCUUGUAUCAUGUGCGGCCUGAGGUCAGGCCAUCAGUCUGGGAUGACAAAAGACAUUCAGUUAUCAAUUGGGGUCGCUAUGCCAUCUUGUAUCAUGUGCGGCCUGAGCUCAAGCCAUCAGCCUGGGAUGACAAAAGACAUUCAGUUAUCAGUUGGGGUCGCUAUGCCAUCUUGUAUCAUGUGCGGGCUAAGGUCAAGCCAUCAGUCUGA